Molecule: messenger RNA, 525 nt
Organism: Trematosphaeria pertusa
Lineage: Eukaryota; Fungi; Ascomycota; Dothideomycetes; Pleosporales; Trematosphaeriaceae
Exons: 1
Coding region: 40-417 (125 amino acids)
Source: RefSeq, a predicted model, not a curated record
CCUCGGCCCGCUCCCGCUAGCGUUGCAAGCCACACUUUGAUGCCAUCUCUCCUCCCGUUCGCUCCUCUCCACCAUUUUCUCUCCCUGGCCCCAUGCGAUCCGACCCUACCAUCCCCUCAGCCCAAUCUACUCAAACACCGCUCUCAAAACCGAAAUUCUCGGUGCCCUGCACCAUCUGCGGAGGUAAUACGUGCAGCGCCCUUCCCGCAGCCGCUGCGUCCCCUGGCCCCCAUCUCCGAACGGUAUCAAGUCUGCACGUUAGCAUUUGCGGUCAACUCACUCCUGUCCACAUGCAACAUCUACACGGUGCUGCUACUCCUGACCUGGUCCGCGGCUGCUCGUGUCCCCGAAGCUGCCAGCGCCUUUCUCCAUCAAACGCCCGCAAAACCAGGACCUCAGACGAAACACCAACCAUGAGCCCCUACAAGCUUCAAGGCCUCCAAGUCCUACCACGCAUACGGACCAUAUGGGUCCAGGUACUGUAUUGCGUGACCGAUCUGCCGUGCCGCCCUCAGCCUCAUCCAC